Messenger RNA from Cephus cinctus (wheat stem sawfly), 3888 nucleotides. RefSeq names its product hepatocyte growth factor-regulated tyrosine kinase substrate (gene Hrs). The record is from RefSeq and is a predicted model, not a curated record. Bases 260 to 3019 code for a protein of 919 amino acids. Gene Ontology annotation, molecular function: metal ion binding; ubiquitin binding; phosphatidylinositol binding. The transcript is spliced from 11 exons. NCBI's taxonomy places the organism in Eukaryota, Metazoa, Arthropoda, Insecta, Hymenoptera, Cephidae.
GACGGAAUAUGCUGUAUCGAUAAAGGCGAUGAUCACAAAAUCCUACUCCCGGACUCCCCGCUACAAUUUAGCGCCAUGUUUUUCGUAUCGCCUAAAACCGUAGCGUUGAGCAUCUCCCUACUCAUUUCUGUAUCUACUCAACUCUGGCUGACGUAUCGUUCAUGAUUCAUGUGACAAUUGUCAAGUGUCAUAGUGUAAUUGACCCGAAGAAACAAGAUUAUAAUUUUUGCUGAAAAACUAAAGCUUUCGGAUCAAUAGAAUGUUCCGGAGCUUGGCUUACUUUUCUAAAUUGCUCGAUAAAGCUACGAGUAACCUACGACUCGAGCCUGACUGGCCCACAAUAUUGCAAAUUUGCGAUGUCAUUCGACAAGGCGAUGUUCAGCCGAAACCUGCUCUCGCUGCUAUAAAGAGAAAGCUGACAAAUCCCAAUCCACAUAUUGCAUUUUUUAGUUUGUUGGUAUUAGAGUCCUGUGUAAAAAACUGUGGUAGCUUGAUUCAUGAUGAAAUCGGUACAAAGCAGUAUAUGGAGCAGCUCAGAGAGCUUGUAAAGACAACGCCACAUGAGAACGUCAGGUUAAAGUUACUUGAAUUGAUUCAAGCUUGGACGUUUGCGUUUAGAAAUAGUCCCAAAUAUAGAGCCGUUCAGGAUACUAUGAACGUUUUGAAAGCUGAAGGAUACAAGUUUCCUACUCUCAAAGAAAGCGACGCAAUGUUCAGUGCCGAUACUGCUCCAGCAUGGGCGGACGCAGAUGUUUGUCAUCGCUGCCGUGUAGCUUUCAGUAUGGUGCAAAGGAAGCACCAUUGUCGUGCCUGUGGCCAAGUUUUUUGUGGUCAAUGCUCUAGCAAAAUGUCUACUUUACCAAAAUUUGGAAUUGAGAAGGAAGUUCGCGUGUGCGAGGCUUGUUACGAUCAAGUUAAUAAGCCAACCACUACUGCUCCUAAGGAAACCGAUCUCCCUGCAGAAUACUUGAACAGUUCUCUGGCACAACAGCAGCAGGUGCCGCCGCGCAAGACAGCAGAGGAACUCCAAGAAGAAGAGGAACUACAGCUAGCCUUGGCUUUGAGUCAGAGUGAAGCUGAACAGAAAGAGAAAGAAAAGAAACGUGCAACUAGUGCCCUAAAAUCAAAUCCCACUCCAGUUUCCAGAGCAGCUUAUUCUCCACCAUCAUCACCGGGCCCCAGUCCAUCGCGUGUUCAAGAAGAAGAAGAAGAAACCGAUCCAGAACUUGCUAAAUAUUUGAAUCGCAAAUAUUGGGAACAGAGACAAACUGCAAUAGAGGAACAUAGUUCCAGGGCGGACAUAGCUAGUCCAUCCGCACCCAACAUUAGUAGUCCGAUGCCCCAGAAGGUCAUCGUGGCAAAGUCUCAAAAUGAAGAAGUCGAUACACAAAUGGAGGAAUUCGUUGGAGCACUGAGGUCUCAGGUUGAGAUAUUUGUGAACAGGAUGAAGAGCAAUUCAUCUCGUGGCAGGUCCAUUGCCAAUGAUAGUUCUGUACAAACUCUGUUUAUGAAUAUCACAGCUAUGCAUUCAAGGUUGCUGAAACACAUCCAAGAACAAGAUGAUAGUAGAGUUUACUAUGAAGGACUUCAAGAUAAAUUGGCUCAGAUGAAGGAUGCACGAGCAGCAUUGGAUGCUCUUCGCGAAGAACAUCGUGAAAAAUUGCGCAGGCUAGCUGAAGAAGCCGAGAGACAACGACAGCUUCAAAUGGCGCAGAAAUUGGAAAUUAUGCGUAAAAAGAAACAGGAGUAUUUGCAAUAUCAACGUCAGUUGGCUCUACAAAGGAUCCAAGAACAGGAACGGGAAAUGCAGAUGAGACAGGAGCAACAGAAGCAGCAGUAUAUUAUGGGUAACUACCAACAAGUGCCAGGAUUUAUGGGACCAUCCGCUCAGGGUUCUCCAAUACGUCAUGGUCAGUAUUCAGGACCCACGUCAAACUACAAUCCGAUGUCUCCAACGAAUCAGGGAGUUUAUAUAUAUGGAGGCCAACCUGCCAUGGGCCAAUACCAGAUGCCAGGUUAUGGAAUGCCAUCGAUGGGUCCUAUGCCAGCUCAUAUGAUGGGCGCAAUGGGGAACCAAGAGCCCCAGGGGUCUGCUGAUCCGUCUGUUCAAGGUCGAGAAAAUCUCGGUCGUGUUUCGAUAUCAGGUCCAGGGAUGAUUCCAGGACCUCCAAUGCCGCAGAUGCAACAGCCCAGUGGCCAUAAAAUCAAUCAACAAGGUCCUGCCCAUAUGGUACCACCACAAGGACCCCCAGAGCACAUGGGCGCUCCAGGUUCACAAGGUCCUCCAGGACCAAUAGUACAACCAUCAGGACAGUCGGUUCAAGUAGGACCACCUCAAUCGGGCCCGGUUGGACAAAUGGGUCCUGCAUCGGUACAGAUGAUAUCACAAGGCCCGCCGCAAGGUCCUCCAGGUCAGAUGGGCCCACUGCAAGGUCCUGCAGGUCAGAUGGGUCCACCGCAAGGUCCUCCAGGUCAGAUGGGCCGACCGCAAGGUCCUCCAGGUCAGAUGGGCCCACCGCAAGGUCCUCCAGGUCAGAUGGGUCCACCACAAGGUCCUCCAGGUCAAAUGGGUCCUCCGCAAGGUCCUCCAGGUCAAAUGGGUCCACCGCAAGGUCCUCCAAGUCAAAUGGGCCCAUCUCAAGGUCCUUCUGGACCAAUUGGUCCUCCACAAGGUCCACCAAGCCAGAUCGGUGUUCCACCAUCACAUGGUCCCCCAAGUUCAAUGGGACAACAAGGGCCAACAUCUUUACCACAAGGAGCACCAUUACAACAACCAGCCAGUACCAAUCUUCCUCCUCAUGGAACAGGAAGUAUGCAAUUACCAUCUGGCCCUCCUGGUAGACCAAUACAAGGCUCACAAGGUCAUGGCUUACCUUCCAUUCAAGGGACAGCGCAAAUUAGUGCACCCAGUGGACCACCGAUGCAGUUUCAACCAACAUCUAGUCAGCCUGCAUCAGUAAAUGGUGUCCAUACCAAGGAAUCCAAACCUGACACGGCUGAGCUCAUUUCUUUUGACUGAGGACAUCGAAAACGAAUCAGUUUAGAAUCUUAUUAUAAUCAGUUCAUUUAAAGUGUCGCGGAUGAGUUUAAAUAGAAGAAAGGGUCGUCACUUAAUCAAUUGCCCAGGUAACAUUACGCCUAACCUGAAAACGAUUUUUUCUAUCUUUACUCAAAACUCGUCUAUUACGUAUGUUAUACUAAAAAAACUAUCACAAUCCCUCCGUAAAAUAUUGAGCGAAUUAACACUGGGACUGUAAUUGGAAUCGCAAGGUUUUGCAUAUUUAUUGGAAAGCACAUAUGAUGUUCUUUCGGUUUUAUUAUUGUACAUUUAAAACCGGAAUAAAAAGUGCAAUGCCGUGUUAAAAGACACUUUAAAAAGGGAUUCGUCGAUUAAAAUCCUUGUUUAAUGCUUAAAAUGAGUAAAAUGCUUAGCGUAGAUAAUUACGGAAGGGAAAAGUGUUCCAUAUUCAUGUUUAUUUGAAUUAAUUCAUAACAAUAAUUGCUAAUUAUAUACAAAAAUUAAUUACAUAGUCAAAAAAAGCCUUGCUUUACGGGUGUACCGUUGCACUGUUCUUUUAGCUCAUUUAUAAUUUAAAAAAAAACGCAGCAAGUGGCCUCGUCAGAUGUCAAUGAUAGAAAAUACGAUUCGACCUAGCGCCCCACUAUUAAAUCAUGAUAUUAAUACAAAUACAUUAAACCAGUACUAGUUCUUCAUCAUUCUUCGAAUCUUCAUUGGUCAACAGAAGUGAUCUCGUCUGAUAUGUUAAAUGCGCGACACUUCCUUGUAGAUUCUGACGACAUAAAAGUGCGAAGUGAAAGAAUAAAGAAAAAUAAUUCAAUCACGGAUCAGCAUAAUAACAAAACGAAUAAAAGGAAUUGCAAACGCAA